Molecule: messenger RNA, 1223 nt
Organism: Peromyscus maniculatus bairdii (prairie deer mouse)
Lineage: Eukaryota; Metazoa; Chordata; Mammalia; Rodentia; Cricetidae
Source: RefSeq, a predicted model, not a curated record
CUCCUCUCCUUUGGCAGGUUCGAACCAUAAAUAUGUACAAGGACAUCAACAUUACCCCCUACAAGCAAGAGUUCAGUGCCAAGACCCUCACUGAGUGCUGGAGAGAAUGCAUGGCCAAGUCUUCCUACUCCCUGAGGAAAACAGCUGUAGGGAAAUUCAACGCAGAGAAUUCCUGGAAGAAGAGGGGGCUGGCCAUGAUUCCCCUGAAGUAUCCUGUGGGUCUGGGCUCAGUAGCCAUGGGACAGGCAGCUGCCCUGAUUCACAUUUAUCUCGAUGGCUCUGUACUGCUCACUCACGGUGGGAUCGAGAUGGGACAGGGUGUCCACACUAAAAUGAUUCAGGUGGUCAGCCGUGAAUUAAGGAUGCCGAUGUCCAACGUCUACCUGCGUGGGACAAGCACAGAAACCGUCCCCAACGCUAAUAGCUCUGGAGGGUCUGUGGUGGCGGACCUCAAUGGACUCGCAGUAAAGGAUGCCUGCCAGACUCUUCUAAAACGCCUUGAACCCAUCAUCAACAAGAAUCCUCACGGAACGUGGAAGGAUUGGGCACAGACUGCUUUUGACCAGAGCAUCAGUCUCUCAGCUGUUGGAUAUUUCAGGGGUUAUGAGGCAGACAUGAACUGGGAGAAAGGGGAAGGCCAUCCCCAUGAGUAUUUUGUGUGUGGAGCUGCCUGCUCAGAGGUUGAGAUAGAUUGUCUGACUGGGAACCAUAAGACCAUCAGAACAGACAUUGUGAUGGAUGUUGGCAACAGCAUAAACCCAGCCCUUGACAUAGGCCAGGUUGAAGGUGCGUUUAUUCAAGGAAUGGGACUCUACACGAUAGAGGAGCUGAGUUACUCUCCUCAGGGUGUUCUGUACAGCCGUGGCCCAAACCAGUACAAAAUCCCUGCCAUUUGUGACAUCCCCACAGAGAUGCACAUUUCCUUUUUGCCCCCAUCCGAACACUCGAACACCUUAUAUUCAUCUAAGGGUCUGGGAGAGUCUGGGGUCUUCCUGGGAUGUUCGGUAUUUUUUGCCAUCCAUGAGGCCGUGAGCGCGGCUCGGCAGGAGAGAGGCAUCUCCAGACCACUGAGGCUCGGGAGUCCACUGACUCCAGAGAAGAUCCGAAUGGCCUGUGAGGAUAAGUUCACAAAAAUGAUUCCAAGAGAUGAACCUGGAUCCUACGUUCCAUGGAACAUAACUGUGUGAGUCAAAUGCGAACUCUGGAGGGACCGGGUCAACGCC